This is a messenger RNA of Penicillium concentricum, 660 nucleotides long. RefSeq lists its product as uncharacterized. The transcript is spliced from 2 exons. The record is from RefSeq and is a predicted model, not a curated record. NCBI's taxonomy places the organism in Eukaryota, Fungi, Ascomycota, Eurotiomycetes, Eurotiales, Aspergillaceae. Bases 1 to 660 code for a protein of 219 amino acids.
AUGGCUACUAUCUGGACAAAUGUAGCAGAGCUCUUUGCGGACCACGAAGAUACGUAUGUUCAGUUUCUGAACGGAACAUUCCGCGGAAAGGAGGGCGUGAACCGUUUGUAUAUCGAUCGAUUUGCCAAUUCAUUCGUCGGUGGUCGAAAUGGUCCUAUUGAUGGAUGGCUCCUUGAUCACCUCAUGGCACAAGACAUUGUGGACUUUGAUCCACAAGCAGGAAGGGCCAAGGCCCGCAUCCGUACCCUGAUGAGUGCCGGAACCCACGAAUCCCUUACGCCCAAAUUCCCGGGAGGACAGCGCCAAUGGUGGGAAGGUGGUCUUUACGAGAACGAGUAUAUCCUCGAAGAUGGGGUGUGGAAAAUCCUGCGCCUUAGGUAUUAUCCAUUCUGGCACGGUACUGUGGAAAGGGGGUGGCAGGGAUCGAAUGGAUUUGUGCCUUUGUACAAGGAAGAGGACGCCUUCCCAACAAAUCCACUGGGUCCCGACGAGGUGACCCUAGGGGAGUCGCUUUGGCCUGACACCCGGGUGAUACCCUAUCACUACAAACACCCUGUGACGGGAAAAGAUGUGGCCGAGGAAGACCUGAAGGCUCCGAAGUGGCGCGAAGACGGGAGUGCUGCCCCACCGGCAAGGACUAUUACAGAUUGGGGAUUUUGA